Triplophysa rosa is the source of this 4313-nucleotide messenger RNA. RefSeq names its product ephrin-A5a (gene efna5a). Gene Ontology annotation, molecular function: ephrin receptor binding. The transcript has 5 exons. Bases 828 to 1511 code for a protein of 227 amino acids. Gene Ontology annotation, biological process: ephrin receptor signaling pathway; regulation of actin cytoskeleton organization; axon guidance. NCBI's taxonomy places the organism in Eukaryota, Metazoa, Chordata, Actinopteri, Cypriniformes, Nemacheilidae. Gene Ontology annotation, cellular component: external side of plasma membrane; plasma membrane. The record is from RefSeq and is a predicted model, not a curated record.
CACUGUACCUCUCUCUGCCCCCCUCUCUCUCUCUCUCCCUCUCUGAGACAGCAUGGCUCAUGCACCCUGACCAACUCAGCUGUCCGGAAUCUCACUGUUGAGGACUAUCACAUCAUUUAAUCUUGAAUACCAUAAAACAUACAGUUCUGACGCGCGUUUGUAUGCUUUGGUCGCUUUUCGUCCACGAAGGCAGUUGGCUCUCCGGAGCGUCGGCUCGCUGAACCCUGACAGUUUGAGGACAACAAUCUGGACAACGUCUGCGUAAAUGUAGUUUUUAAACGUCAGGUUUGACUAUAUGAACAGAAAUUCACAUUCACAUAUUGGAGAAUAAGGAACGCGUGGACGGAUGCUGUUGUUUUCGUUUACCACAACUAACUGCAUUUGCCGGCGUUUAAACCGCGUUGACUGUCUGACGGGCUUUGGAAUGGAAAGUGAAAAACAUUCAAGGACCUGAAAUUUGUAUGAUCUUGUGGAAAACUAACACAUUUGUGGCUCGCAAGAGAGGAUGCGCUUGAGAUGAACGCAUUAUCAGACCGGACAAUUGACAGACAGCGAACAUAGUAACCUGCUUCUGUGUUUAUGUUUAAUCGCAGUCCGAUUCUUCUCAUAAUUCAAUGUUACUGUGACUCUUAAAGACUUGAGCAUCGCUUCCAUUGCUGUUGUAUUGAACUAUCGACACUUUAGUACAGCGUCAUUUAAGUUGUUUUAUAAAGAGAAUUUCUCACGUGGGAUAUUUCACAAAAACAUACGCGAAACGCCCGUCUGCCGAUCGGUCACGGUCAAUCCACCAACGCUGUGUUAUAUUGAACAGACUGAAACUUUCAGAGAUGCUGCAGGUGGAAAUGUUUUAUUUUGUGUGUAUCAGCCUGUGGAUGACUGUGUUGGGCCUGGAGCCGGCGUCUAAGGUUGUAGCAGAUCGCUAUGCCGUCUACUGGAACCAAACAAAUCCAAGGUUCUACAGGGGAGACUACCACAUAGACGUUUGCAUUAAUGAUUAUUUGGACGUCUACUGUCCUCACUACAUUGACACGGUUCCUGAGGAGAGGACGGAACGGUACGUUCUCUACAUGGUCAACUACGAUGGUUAUAGUUCCUGUGACCACACGGCCAAAGGUUUCAAGCGCUGGGAGUGCAAUCGACCCCAUUCGCCCAACGGGCCCCUGAAGUUCUCUGAGAAAUUUCAGCUCUUCACGCCUUUCUCACUGGGGUUUGAAUUUCGGCCAGGCAGAGAAUACUACUAUAUCUCGUCCACGGUGAGUGAAAACGGAAGACGGGGCUGCCUGAGGCUGAAAGUUUUCGUCAGACCUUCGAACAACUGCGAUAAAAGUCACGACCGCGUCGUCAAGAUCAACGACGGAGAUGUGAACUCUAUAGAAAAUAAUAACGAUGGGACGAGUCAUGAAUCUGCCGAGCCGUCCCGAGGAGAUGUGAACGGCGUGGGGUGCGUUCAGACUAUAGGGCCUUUGUUGACCUCAGCGCUGGUUCUUCUGGUUUCCCUCUCAACAUUAUAGCAUCUGUACGUGCAGUGACGCACCUGAAGCAUGAUACGGGACUCGUGAACGAGCACUUUUAGCAAACAUUUGAGAUUGUCUCUCGCUAGCAAAGUAGUAGCGGAAGAUACUACAAGGCUUAAAAAUGUUUCUUAUCCCACAGCGAUAUGACUGGACGGUUUACAGUAAGCCCCACCUCACCAAAAACCUCUCUUAUAUACACAAUAAACCCACAAAAAUACGGCACAUAAAAAUAGGUCCGUGUCCUCUAAAUGCCCUGUAUGUAAGGGCCUUGAAACCGGGGGGCAGUGAAAGAAAUACUUUUUUCCUCGCCACAAAGACUGCUUUCAGUGUUGCCGUCCAGAAGAGAGAAGCAACCAGGAGCUUCUGUCAAUAAAAGGACUAAUUAUGUGCGAGGAAUCUGUCUCCUGUUGCAUUGUGGGUAAACUUCAUCACAACGGACUCAACCGCUAACUUCAAUAGAUAUCAAGGCAAACUCCCUCGAAUGAAAGGGAGCUUUUUAAUAUCUAAACCAGAGGAGUCUGCGCGGACUCAGGUGCUCAGGUGAACAGUGACACAUUUUCGGAGAGUUCUCGUAGAUGAAAAAAAGAAAAGCACUCGUUUUGUACAUUGUGUACAGGUGUGGGAGUGAAAGGCAGGCGCGGCGGUGAUGAAGUAAACAGCACGAUUUAAGUGUAGAUGCCAAAAUUGACAUUUUGUUAGCAAGUACGGAGCCUCGCUGAUCAACUGUUUGAAUGAAUAUACUAAUUUGUUUGGUGAAUCAUCAUUUUCUUAUUUAUUGUUCAGUCUUAGUGCUCUUGACACUUGUGCUAGCGGAUUCAGGAGGAGAGGAACACAAAAUGCCUAACUUCACAUAACUUAUCUCUUUCUUUAAAUGAAUAACAGCAUUGCAUAACUUUCGAUUAUGGACUGAUAUUUUAGUGAAUUAUGUCAAUCCUUGAAAUGACAUCAGGGAACAUUUUUGUUUUGGACCGAUACCACGUUUGCAAUCCAUAUCUUGUCAGUCAGGAAGGAGAAAAAUGUUUUGUAAAUGCUUCCUGUGGUUUUCCCUCAGAGUAAUACAAUGAAUAGCGUUAGCGUUGUCAUUUGGUCCGCAAGAUGAGCUCAUAUCUUUGCCAAACGAAUCGUUCAUUUACACAUAAUGUAUCAAAAAGGAUUCUUUUUUUGUAAGCAUGAAUAAUGAAAUUAUUUUCCCAUAUUCUAAAGACGCAAUUCCCACGUGGACUUUUCCUAAUCGAAUUACAUUUCAGCCGCACGUUUGUUUUGUUCUUUGAAACCGCGUAAACUUAAAGCCCACGUGGGAGCGACUUAAACAAGUAGCAGAACGCUGACAGAACGGCUGCUUCCACCCCGGUGGCAUCUGACGCCCUGACGUGAUUUAAUAGGCUCUUUGAUGUUGUCCAAAGUGCCUGGCACGCAGACCACAUACUGCGAGGCCUCAUGUGGGUUAUUUCUGGAAUUAAAAAAUUGACUGCGGCACGGGAGAAGCGCGGUGUCCGGUUCGGCCGCGGGCUAGCAUUACUCCCGUGAUCUCGGGCAGACAUGGGGAAAGAUGAGAUCUCCUGCUAGGAUCAAUAGUGUAUGGCCUUUAGAGACACAAAAACAGGGUAAAUAUUUUCCCCGGUCCCUGUACACUUGCUUGAAUGGUUUUCACGCACCGCUAAAAUCAUUGGUUGUUUUCUAGUCAUAUCUGUGUCUCCCCUGGACUGAGCACAUUACUGUAGCGUUUGAUUUUAAUAUUAUGUGGCUGUAGGCAUGCACGUAUCCGAGCACAUGGGUUCUGUGAAUGCUGUGUUUCGGGAAGUCACGACCAUAAUGUUUAGGAACAACUGGUUUGAAAGAAAUAAUCUUAAUAUCAAAUACACGUUUUAUGGAAUGCAGGGGGGUAUAAAGUACUUGAGUGAUUAUACUUCAUACUUGAGUCUCUUUUUAAGGAAUUAUUGUUGAACUCUUUCGCUUACAUUUGUAUGGAAAAAACGUACUGAGUUUUAUUAAGAAGGCUACAUAUUUCAUAGGCCUCUAAUUAAAAACAUCAUACACUCAAAUACACAUUUUUAAUAUAAUAUAAUAAAAUGCUAACAUUUUUAUCUUCAUGCAUGUUUUUGGUUAGAUACUUUAACUUCUACAUGCAUACGCACUUGACAGCGCUAAAACUAAACAAGUGUAAUUUCUCAGUAUUUUUACACCCCUGGUGCUAAUUAACAGUUAAAUGUCUAAAUGUUUGUUAAAUCAACACUGUCAUUGUUAAAUCAUUUGCCAAACAUUUUCAAGUCUGAAAAGCUCUGCUGUUGCACCAAUAAGAAAAAAGGACUUUGCGUCGACUUCCUUUAGAAAACAUUAUUUUUGAAAAAUGGCUGCAGCGUCUGUUUUUGUCCAUGCGUUUCAGCACUAAAAUUCCCCUUUGCCAUUUGAGAAUUUGAGGUCAAAGGGAUGCAUAUGAAAUGCUAUAUCAUUCAGUUCUUGUUUUCCUGGGUUUUUCACCUCAAGGCAGUUGUGUUCCUAUUUUCUCUCGUUGCGUCUUUUUAUCCCUGAGAUAUUAUUCAGUGUUAGACAUAAUUUUAUAAUUCAUACCACACCUGCUGCUUCCUUCAUACAGCUGUGAAGAAGGUAUCUAAAGCACCAUUUCCCUAAGCUCAUUGGCUGUGUUGCCUGAAUAUUAGACUUUUGCUGUACAGUUACAGUUUCUGACGGUGCAGCACCGACUUGCAUUAUAUGACACGUUUUUAUAUCUUCAAAUGCCAUUGUUUGUAAAUACACUUGCUGGAGCAGCUCAAAUAAAUUACAAAUGAUUCAAUAAAUUUG